CCUGUCCCUUCUCCUUCUGACGGGAGCGGGCAAGCAGGUGCCAGCCCGAAACGCGCCCACUCCCUCCUUACCCCAUGCUGGAGGGUCUGCUGAGGUACUGGGAAUUUCGGAAGGAAACACAUUAUACGCCAUUCUAUGUCACACCGGCACGGGGGACCACGACUCCCCUCACGGGCGCUCGCCCCCCGCUCCGGGUUGGGCAGAGGGACCGCCCUGGGCGGCGCUUCCCGCGGCGGCCUGGCGGUGGCGCUGCGAGCCCGGCGUUGCGGGCGAACGUUGCGGGCAGAGUGCGGCGCCCCCGCCGGCUCCGGGCAGCCCGCGGCGGCGGGGAGAGCGGGGCCAGCGCCUCCUGCCUUUCCUCGCCGCUCCCGGAGACGCCGGGGGACGCUAGCCCGCCGCCCUCUCCCUUCGACCGGGAAAGGCGUCUGUGCCCCUUCUUCCUCCCCGCCGUCGGUCGCGCCAUCCCAAGGGCGCCGGGGUCAGCUCCACGUGCCGUGCACCCCUCGGUGCGGUGCCUCUCCCUUGCCGGCGAAAACGGGGACGGGCGAGCCGGCAGGAGAGCCUGCGGAGCGGGGCAGCCCCCUGCCUUUGCCCCCGGGCAGGGGGGCGGCCAGCGGGGAAAGUUGGGAAAGCCUCGGGGAGAGUGCGGCGGAGGAGCGGGGAGAAGCCGCGCCGCGAAGAGCCGGAGGAAAUCUGCUCGGCGGCGUGUCGGGGGACCUCUUUAAAAGGAAAGCAGAAGCCGCCGUGUGCAGCCGCUGCCGGCAGAGCUACGGGAAAGGAGGGCACUGCCCGCUGUUAUCCCUGCCUGGGCUUGGGCGAGGGAUCCCGAGCUCGGUUUUCCCUCAACGUGAUCGUGUAGCAAAGCAGCCACACAUAGUAAACAGAUUCAUCAUGCAUCAGAGCGCAGGAAGGUGAGACAGGAGCAGAAACAGAAACUAAUCCUGAAAGGAAGACGGGGAGAAAAAAACACCGCGACUGCGAAUUACUUCCAGAGAAAGUGGGUGGAUGUUGUGCAGCGGCGACUUGGGAUCUUAGGGGAUGCACCCUCACAUUUUGCUUUUCUUUAGCCCGAGCCUUCCAUCUCUGGCGGCAGAAAGCGGCUGUAGGAGAACAGGAGGAGAAAUAAACACGAGGUGUGCUUUCGCGCUGGAGAUGCCCUACUGAUCUGCUUUAAGGAUUUCUGUUUGGAUUUG
This is a messenger RNA of Cuculus canorus (common cuckoo), 1193 nucleotides long. Its product is annotated as translation initiation factor IF-2-like. The record is from RefSeq and is a predicted model, not a curated record. The transcript is spliced from 2 exons. The coding region runs from base 75 to 725 and encodes 216 amino acids. NCBI's taxonomy places the organism in Eukaryota, Metazoa, Chordata, Aves, Cuculiformes, Cuculidae.